Messenger RNA from Brassica napus (rape), 438 nucleotides. RefSeq lists its product as uncharacterized. Bases 1 to 438 code for a protein of 145 amino acids. The transcript is spliced from 2 exons. The record is from RefSeq and is a predicted model, not a curated record. Lineage: Eukaryota; Viridiplantae; Streptophyta; Magnoliopsida; Brassicales; Brassicaceae.
AUGGCAAGGACUGCAGAGGAUUCUCAUCUGCUCUUACAUGGGAUGUCCUUAGACCUCGAAGCACUAUCAAGCAGUGGUCCAAAACGCACUGAAGAUGAAGUCAGAGAUCACUUGUUUCUUAAGUGCAGGUUCAGUACUCAGAUUUGGACCUUAGCACUUGCCAGGAUCGAUCCUGCACAGACAGGUUUCAUCACAUGGGCGGAGCUGUUAUCAUGGAGUAGAUUCUCAACGCAAGCGGCGCCUGCUACCCUCAGGAGACUGCUUACUCAUGGAAUGGUCUUUCAUUUAUGGAGACAACGUAACAACGUACUACACAACAACGUUCAUCUCUCUCCUCUACAAAUGUUUAAGCUCAUGGACAGAGACAUCAAGAAUGCCAUCACUGCAAGACAGCACAAGAGGAACUUUCGAGGACUCAUGUGCCUUUGGAUUAGAUGA